Messenger RNA from Lolium rigidum, 666 nucleotides. RefSeq names its product probable transcription repressor OFP9. The transcript has a single exon. The record is from RefSeq and is a predicted model, not a curated record. NCBI's taxonomy places the organism in Eukaryota, Viridiplantae, Streptophyta, Magnoliopsida, Poales, Poaceae. Gene Ontology annotation, biological process: negative regulation of DNA-templated transcription. The coding region runs from base 37 to 666 and encodes 209 amino acids.
UGCACAACGAGACAACAACGAGGUGACAGAGUAGCGAUGCAGUUUUUCUCGGGCAGGAGCAAGCUUCGGCAGAAGAAUGGUGACGGUAAGAACCAGGCCGACGCCUCCACGGCGAAGGCCGCCAAGCAUAAGGACGGCAGGUGCCGCGCGCUGUGCUGCGGCGCGUCCCGGCUCAGCGUGUCCUCGUCGGCGUCCUGCUCGUCCUUGGACGCGGCGCCGGAGACGCGGGGCCGCCUGUCCGACCUCGCCCACGGGAUGGUCCAGGCGAGGCUGCAGUCCAUCAUCGACGCCGCCGCCUCUGACGGCCGUGGGUCCUCGGCGCGCGGCGGGUCGACGGAGCUCGCGGACCAGCGCCAUCGCUGGCCUUGCAGCAGCUGCUCGUGCGCGAGCGUAGGCGGCGGCGGCUACGAGAAGAAGAGAACACCCAGGGCACGCGAGAAGAAGCCAUGCGUCGUGCUGGUCGCCGUGGACAGGAGGACCUACGAGCCCCGGGAGGAGUUCCGGCGAUCCAUCGCGGAGGUGAUCGCGGCGAAGCGGAUGGCCGAGCCGGCGGAGCUGCGGGCGCUGCUCAACUGCUACGUGUCCGUCAACGCGCGCGAGCACCGCGCCGCCAUCCUCGACGCCUUCCACGAGGUGUGCUCCGGCCUGUUCUCCUGCAAGGGCUGA